AAAAAUGGUCUAUAUAAACUCCCCGUACGUCUCUGCAACACACCAAAAGCCCACCUGCCAUGGAGCUGUUGAACACUCCCAGAAAAACUCAGGUAAUCACUGAGGUUGUGUUAGCUCUGGCUCUUCUGGUUUUCCUCAACGCAAAUGGUGUUGACAGCCGGAAAGCUCUGUUUUCUGACUACUUUGAGUACACGGCUGUAAGCUGCAGAACUCACAGUGCUUCAUUGACGGAGUUUGGAGGAGUUGGUGAUGGCACUACAUCAAACACCAAGGCCUUUCAGGCCGCCGUCGAUAAUCUUUCCCAGUACGCAUCGGACGGCGGGUCACAGCUCUUUGUUCCUCCCGGAAAAUGGUUGACUGGGAGCUUCAAUCUCACCAGCCAUUUCACACUCUAUCUCCACAAAGAUGCAGUUCUUCUUGCUUCCCAGGACGAGAAUGAAUGGCCUGUGAUUGAUCCUCUGCCAUCCUACGGUCGAGGUAGGGAUGCAGCCGGUGGAAGGUUUAUCAGUCUUAUCUUUGGAACCAACCUCACUGAUGUUAUAAUAACAGGGGACAAUGGCACCAUUGAUGGUCAAGGUGCUCUGUGGUGGGAAAAAUUCCAUAAAGGAGAGCUCAAGUACACCCGGCCUUACCUGAUUGAGAUAAUGUACUCUGAAAAUGUUCAAAUAUCCAGUCUCACUUUGGUAAAUUCUCCAUCAUGGAACAUCCACCCUGUUUACAGCAGCAAUAUCAUUGUUCAAGGCAUUACAAUUCUUGCACCAGUGACUUCUCCAAAUACCGACGGGAUCAACCCAGACUCCUGCACAAAUACCCGUAUUGAGGACUGUUACAUUGUGUCUGGGGAUGACUGUGUGGCUGUAAAGAGUGGUUGGGAUGAGUAUGGUAUUGCAUAUGGAAUGCCAACCAAGCAGCUGGUAAUCAGACGGCUCACAUGCAUCUCUCCCUUCAGUGCAGUGAUCGCAUUGGGCAGUGAGAUGUCUGGUGGGAUCCAGGAUGUGAGGGCUGAAGAAAUUGUAGCCAUCGAUUCAGAAUCAGGAGUGAGGAUCAAAACUGCAGUAGGAAGAGGAGGGUUUGUGAAAGACAUAUAUGUAAGAGGAAUGACUAUGAAAACCAUGAAAUGGGCCUUUUGGAUGACAGGGAAUUAUGGUUCUCAUGCAGAUAACAACUAUGAUCCUAAUGCACUUCCUGUGAUCCAGAACAUUAACUAUCACGAUAUGGUUGCUGAGAAUGUAACAAUGGCAGCUAGACUGGAAGGAAUUCCUGGGAAUCCAUUCACUGGAAUCUGCAUAUCAAAUGUUACAAUUGAACUGGCAAAGAAGGCAAAGAAGGUACCAUGGAAUUGUACAGAUGUUGCUGGGGUUUCAAGUGCUGUGGUUCCUCAGCCUUGUGAAUUGUUGCCAGACCAAGGGCCAGAGAAGAGAACAGCAUGUAAUUUCCCAGAAGACAGACUUCCAAUUGAUAAUGUUCAAGUUCAGAUGUGUACUUACAACAGAAAGUAUUUCUGACACUGAACUAAAGUUUCCAUCUUUAGGAACUUAGUUCCUCUAUUCAAGGUUGACUACAAUAAGCCAAUAAAAAACAAUCCGACCAAUUGAACCA
Messenger RNA from Alnus glutinosa, 1599 nucleotides. Its product is annotated as probable polygalacturonase. Gene Ontology annotation, molecular function: polygalacturonase activity. The record is from RefSeq and is a predicted model, not a curated record. Lineage: Eukaryota; Viridiplantae; Streptophyta; Magnoliopsida; Fagales; Betulaceae. The transcript has 6 exons. Gene Ontology annotation, biological process: carbohydrate metabolic process. The coding region runs from base 60 to 1505 and encodes 481 amino acids.